AUGUCAAAAGCAGAAAGAAAACAUCCAUACCUAACAGGAAACUUCGUCCCCAUCAGCAUCCGACUUACCUCCAAACCCUGUUACUUCGAGGGUACCAUUUCCGAGGAAUUCCUGGGCGGCCAAUAUGUCCGAAAUGGCACCAACCCAAUCCAGCGCGACAACCCGCGCGGCUUCCAUUGGUUUGAUGGCGACGGCAUGCUCACAGGUGUAUACUUCAAGCGCAUCUCCGGACCAGCCCAUGUGCAACCCGUCUUUACCAAUGAGUAUGUCCUCACAGAUAUACAUUGCGCAGCCAUGCGAGACCGCCGCCUCUACCCCAUAAUGCCUAGCGUUAAGGCGUUAACCAAUCCGGUAUCGUCUUCUCUACGACUCAUAUAUGAAAUAUUGCGAAGUAUGGCCUUGAUCUUUGCGUCAAUUUGUGGUUUAAUUGCCCGGCCGAUCAAGAGGGUGAGUAGUGCGAACACCAGCAUUUUCCAUCAUGAUGGUCGUGUCAUGGCAACAAACGAGGUUGGGCCUCCCAUGCGUGUGUUUCUACCACUGCUGAAAACAGUUGGCUGGUUUACCGGGAACAUGGCGGAGGGAGAACCUGUUGGCAUUGAUGCUUGCAAGGAGGGGUUCGGCAGCCCAGGGAUGGAAGGAGCUAUGAAGGAAAUGACAACAGCUCAUCCCCGUGUUGAUCCCCAGACUGGGGAACUGCUUCUCUUCCACUCGACAUUCAUCCCGCCGUUCGUGAACUACUCCAUUAUACCUGCUAGAACCACCGUGACACCGGAGUUUCGUCUCAAUCGGCCCGUGCCUGGUCUUGUCUCAGGGAAGAUGAUGCAUGACUUUGGAGUAUCCCACCGACAUACCAUUAUUAUCGACCUGCCUCUCGAGCUCGAUCUGUCUAAUAUCGUACAUGGAAAGCCGGUUGUUGAAUACAACCCACGGGGCCAAACGAGGCUUGGGGUAUUCCCUCGACAUGUCCCCGAGCUCAUACGAUGGUUUACGACAGACCCCUGUGUGGUAAUGCAUACCGUCAACACUUGGGAUGAUAUUACACCCGGUGGAACAUGGGUGAAUAUGCUGCUUUGUCGCAUGAACAGUGUUGCACCAUUCUUCCAUAUGGGUAACAUAGCUGCCCCAGACGCUCUGAAGCAGCCCGAUCCCCAAUGCCGUCUUUAUUACUACGAAUUCCCACCUAGUAAUGAAGGCACAACGUCAAUCUCCCAGCAGUGGGCGCUAUCAGCCAUUCCUUUCGAAUUUCCAUGUGUGCCCAAGCACCUUGAGAUGGACCCAACAAGAUAUGUCUACGGAUGCUCUAUGCGGAAGGGUAAUUUCGCUGCUACUCAUAUCAGCGCCUUCAAGAUUGACUGUCUUGUCAAAGUGGACGUGGAACAUCUUCUCUCACAGGGUAAGACCGAGCGUCUGUCUCCAGUGGAUGGCUGCGUGGAUGAGCGCUCCAUUGAUGAGGUUCUCGCUUCGGACAACCCCGACGACCCUAUCAAGGUGUUUGCCUUUCCCCCUGGGUGGUUUGCCCAGGAGUGUUCCUUUGUACCGCGGAAAGAUGGAAAGCAUGAAGAUGAUGGCUGGCUUGUUACAUAUGUGUUUGAUGAGUCGCAACUGGAUGAGAAUGGUGAAGCCCCACCGAACGCACGCAGUGAGCUUUGGGUCAUCGAUGCUGUUGGUAUGAGAGAGGUGGUCUGCCGAGUAGUCCUGCCGCAACGUGUACCAUAUGGGAUGCACGGGAAUUGGUUCUCGGAGGAGCAGAUCGUAAAUCAGCGAGACGUGGAAACGUUUCGCCACGAGUACUAG
Messenger RNA from Aspergillus piperis CBS 112811, 1794 nucleotides. RefSeq names its product carotenoid oxygenase family protein. The transcript is spliced from 3 exons. The record is from RefSeq and is a predicted model, not a curated record. Gene Ontology annotation, molecular function: carotenoid dioxygenase activity. NCBI's taxonomy places the organism in Eukaryota, Fungi, Ascomycota, Eurotiomycetes, Eurotiales, Aspergillaceae. Bases 1 to 1794 code for a protein of 597 amino acids. Gene Ontology annotation, biological process: carotene catabolic process.